Messenger RNA from Adineta ricciae, 1494 nucleotides. The record is from the annotation of a GenBank genome assembly. NCBI's taxonomy places the organism in Eukaryota, Metazoa, Rotifera, Eurotatoria, Adinetida, Adinetidae.
AUGAAUGCAAUUCGUGUGCAAAUUCACUUGAAAUAUUUCUCCGACGAGAAUUCGUCGAAACAAUUUCAUAAUUUUUGGUAUGCUUUCGAACCGAAGAAGUUGUUGACGAUUAAAGAUGUUCUCGAAGAUAUUCAUGGAAAUUAUUUGAAAGAUCAACAGGAGUUGAUCGUUCAGCUUGACGAUUGUCAAUUAUUACCUUUUACUUCUAGUCAGAUUCUACGAGAUAACGAUCAACUAACUUUAAUUCCAUUAGCAAAGCAUAACCUACAAAGAAAAUCGCUGCAAGAUUCCGUGAAUUUCAAUCUGCCAUCAUCAAUAGCUAUGGAACCAUCAAUAAUUGUGCCAGAACAUAGGCAUAAACGGCACCGAUUGGACUCCAAUAUUCAGAGUAUCUCAACUGAAUCAACAAUUACGAUUAUACCGACAAUAGAAAAGGUUGAGGAAGCACCUCGGAAGAAGAAAACGAAAACAGAAACACCGGAAAAUCAAUCAAAACCAGAGCCAGCAAUGGUCAACGAACCAGUUAUUGAAAAAGAGGCCGUUUGCGAAUUACCUAUAUCCGUUCCGUCCACGAAUGGUCGUCUCAGAGAAUUGAAAUCGAAAACACCGGCAUGGAAAAGCCAAACAUCUACUGUCAAAGGAAAUGUUCAAGAAAAGCUUCAUAUCCGAUUUGAUUCUGAUAGCGAUGAAGAAGCACCAUUGCCACCACCAGAACCAGAACCAUCACUGAAAAUUCCAAUCUCGAUCGAAAAGACGAACUCUGUCGAAUCGCAGCCCGUUAUCAAUGAUAGUAAUGCUUCAACUCGCAUUCAUUAUGUGUCAACACCAGUUUCGUCAGAUAUAGAAAAACCUUCGAGUGAGAAGCAAACUCCGCAGAAAACAAUUGAUCUGCUGUUUGAAAUGAAACAGCAUAAAACUGUCCAAGAAAAAGAGGCAAAGAAAAUUCAGCAACAAUACGGUCGUAAACGUUCUCAACAUCGAAAACGGGCAUUGAGCUAUUUUUCCAUCGCGACUUUUGUUGAUCGAGCAUUCGGUCUUAAUGCAGAUGAGACCGAAAAGCAAACUACAACCAAUGGACAUCAUUCCUCAUCGUCAUCUGCAUCCUCACCUCAAACAUUACCAACGUCAUUCAGCAAAAAAGCUCGUCUACCACUUAUUGCUGAGGCAAUUGAGAAUAACGACAAAAUUUAUGAUCUUUAUCCUCCAAUCACUCAGAUUCCACCUAUUCAAACACGUUUAGCAUUCAAAUUAUUAGAAUUGAGUGAGACUUUUUGUCCGACAAUGUCGCAGUAUAAAGAGGGAACAGUAACGAAUAUGAAUGAAACAACCGGUGAAGUAACCAUUCAACUUGACAAACCACUUCAAAGCGUUUUCGAUCAACCAUCGAAAUUCUACGCACCAACUGAUGAAAUGCCGGUUGUCGAAGAAGAAAACUCAACAACUGUGACACUACCAUUUUCUGAGCUGAAUUCUGUUCGAUUAUUACCAACAUAA